AUGGCUCAGGUAGAAUCACUAAAACUUGAACGCACAACCUUCAAGUCGAGAAUCACAAGACGCAACAAUUGGAAUCAAUCGGACGGACUCACAGCAACUGUUGAACUCAUGGAAGAGAAAUUAAAAACCAUGCGAGAAAAGUUCGUAGCAGCGCUGAGACAUUUGAUAGGUUCCAGAACUCAGCCUGCCCCACAAGCAUCACAACAGCAUCAGGUAUCAGCUAGUUAUCCUUCACCUUUCAAUAUGAGACUACCAGAAAUUCCUCUGAAUAAAUUCGAUGGUAGUUUCGAAAAAUAUCGAGAAUUGAAGGACCAAUUUAAUGCUCGUCUCCUCAGGAGCAUUGACAAGGUAAUCAGACUCCAGUAUCUCCAAUCUUUGGUAAUUGGAGAAGCCCAUCAAGUGAUCGAAGCGUUAGAGACCAUUGCAGAGAACUAUGGAGCGGCCUGGGCCUUACUCGACAAGAAAUACGACAUUCCCAGGCAAGACCUUCGACGUCAUUGCUCUCUACUUCUCAAUGUAGGGAAAAGAAGUAAAGAGAGUAAUAAAUCAUUGACUGACCUCGUGAACUUUCUGGACGAUGAUCGCGUGUUUCAGUGGGAGACGCACAUUGAAGGAAAUGACAUGCCGAAGUACGAGCAACUGCUCGAUUUUCUCGAAAAACGGGGAAUCUGUGCUAAAAGCAGUGCCGAAUCAUCUAGGCACAACAAACAAAGGAAUGACCAACGAUCAAAGAAAUACUCACAGUCAAGGCCAUCAAGCAUCACAGCAUCUCCCCAGUUAUCUACAUCGAAGGCACAAACUUCUUUCACCAACACUCCCAGGAAGUGCCCUAUCUGCGAUCAAGACCACAGGAUAUACGAGUGUCCCAAGCUUAAUGCAAUCAAUGUUGACUAUCGUGUAAAACUCAUAUUCAAGCAAGGACGUUGCCUCAACUGCCUCUCAAGAGGACAUGGAGUUAAGGAAUAUACCUCAAAGGGUUUCUGCAGGAUAUGCAAUGAUUCUACCGCACGACACCAUUCAUUGCUCCAUCGUGACGUUGACUCUUUCUCAGUGCCGCAGACACCUAACCCAUGA
Molecule: messenger RNA, 1074 nt
Organism: Diachasmimorpha longicaudata
Lineage: Eukaryota; Metazoa; Arthropoda; Insecta; Hymenoptera; Braconidae
Exons: 3
Coding region: 1-1074 (357 amino acids)
Source: RefSeq, a predicted model, not a curated record